Messenger RNA from Rana temporaria (common frog), 2805 nucleotides. RefSeq names its product homeobox D1 (gene HOXD1). Gene Ontology annotation, cellular component: nucleus. Gene Ontology annotation, molecular function: DNA-binding transcription factor activity, RNA polymerase II-specific; RNA polymerase II cis-regulatory region sequence-specific DNA binding. The transcript has 2 exons. Lineage: Eukaryota; Metazoa; Chordata; Amphibia; Anura; Ranidae. The record is from RefSeq and is a predicted model, not a curated record. Gene Ontology annotation, biological process: regulation of transcription by RNA polymerase II. The coding region runs from base 459 to 1328 and encodes 289 amino acids.
GGAGAGGGUUUGAUGUUCUGAGGAGGUUGCCGGUCUAUUAAUUUGGGAAUAGAUGGAGAUGUGAUCAUUAGAAGAUGGAACAAAUGAAUCUUGUGGGUCUGAUUAUACAGAUCAGGGUGGGAUCCACUGAUAGGGAUCGGACUCGGUAGGGAACACUUGAUUUGUGAGUCACGAUCUGGGAGAGAAGUCCACUCAUCUGGGCGCUUCCCAUUCAUCAAAGUUUCUAAAAGUCAUCUGAUUGUCCCACCAACUGUGAGCUCCACCUGGAGUCGCAGCCAGGCUCGCCCCCUGAUUGGCUGCCUGUUAGCAUGUGACCAGCCCUCUCUGCACCGGGCAAUAUUUACCAGCUGAAGAAUGAAAGAAGUCCACAAGACAAGAUCAGGUGAAGCUCGGAGUGGCCGGGGAGGUCCCAGCAGUCUGAAGAUCCAGCGCUGCCCCAGCCAGGACUCCACCGGGAAAUGAAUACUUACCUGGAGUACACACCGUGUGGGGAUGUUGUAGCCUUCUCCCCCAAAUUCUGCAGAGAGGGGUCCCUGCAGCCCUAUCCCGGGAAUGGGGUGGACAGUCACUAUGCGGGCAGCCUACAGAUCGGUGUCCAUCAGGCUUCCCAUCAGUCCUCAGCACUGUACGCUCCGUGCAGCCUGGAUAUCCCUUAUGAACCGAGCGCACCUGCUGACUACAAUUACCUAUCAGUCAGUCCGGACUACGACUUUUCUUAUGGAUCUAUGGAGGAGCCUGGGGGCCACAUCCAAUACACCGGCCCCGUCUUCCCGGGGAACGGACCGUACUUCCUGAACGGGCAGCUCUCCUAUAAGACCUUUGGGGAGGACACUCAGGGGGGGCCAAGGAAGGAACAGCUGGACCUCCACCAUGGCAACUUCCAAAACUUCUCCCCUUCUCAAGGAUCCUACCCCAAACCCAACUCCCCAAUCUCCGAGACACACAGCACAGUCAACACUUUUGAUUGGAUGAAAGUUAAGCGGAACGCUCCUAAGAAAACUUCACCUUCUGAAUAUGGAGUGAGCAAUCCUCCCAGCACAAUGAGGACAAACUUCACCACCAAACAGCUUACAGAACUGGAGAAAGAAUUUCAUUUUAACAAAUACUUGACCAGAGCCAGGCGCAUAGAGAUUGCUAACUCCCUCCAGCUGAAUGACACUCAGGUGAAGAUCUGGUUCCAGAACAGAAGGAUGAAGCAGAAGAAAAGGGAGAGGGAAGGGAUCAUGCCCAGUCCCCCCAAUCCAGGGACUGUCACUGUGGACUUUCAGCAGAAAGCAGCCCAUAAGACUGAGCCCCUUUCCCCAUCCAAUGAGAUCCCCUCAUCCUAGAGACACCUACAGUCCCAACUUCAGGACAUCUGCUGCCUUUGCACUAUGCAAUGCUAUUGUACUUUUUUAUGGGUGGCUGAAUGAGAAUGAAAACUGUGCAUAUAUAGGGGAAAAUAGCCCAAAAAUUGCCUUCUCUUUGCAGUAUUCAGGGAAAGUAGCAUGCAACACAACGAAUCCUGGUUAGGAGCUUCUAUAAUCGUUUCUUUGUGUUGGUCUAUUGAGUUUACUUAAAGGGGCAUGCCAUGCAUGUACCCCACUAUGCAAGUACUGAUGCCCUACCACUUUGGAUGGCCAUAGAUGGGGUGAUUUUUUUUUCAUUCAAUAUGAUGAAGAUUAGACCUUUGUAAAAGAUUGCAAAGCCUUAACAACGUUCAAAAAAUGCAAACGAUUGUUGUUCGCAAUGGGCCCAUUUUUGUUUUUUUGUACUGAAAAGUUUACAUCCCAAUUAUGUUUGAUUUAUUGGUGUAGCUUAUUUUGCACAGCCACUUUAUAGCACCCUGUCUCUGCAAUCAUUCACAUUGAUAACAUCUGUGGUUGCCAAUCAUCUGGCGUUAAAAAAAAAAAAAAAACAUGUUAGUAAAUAAUUUUAAUAUCUGACAGUUUAUGGGUUUAUUUUUUGAUAAUUUUGUACACAAUCCUAUUAUUUAUCGCAACAUUUCUUUAAAAUUGUUCCAUGGAUGGCCAGGCUUACUUCAGUUUGGUGGCAUCCAUGUGUUCAACCAAAGAUGGAAUUGAAAUGCAUCAUGUUUUCUUAACUUUAUUUAAAAAUGUCAAUAUUAACAGUUUAUCGGUCGAUUUGUGAUUUAUUUUAUACACAAUCCAACCGUUAGAUACAUUUAUUUAAAGUUGGUUCAAAAUUGGUCCAUCGAUGGCCAGGCUUACUCCAGUUUGGUGGCAUCCAUGUGUUCAACCAAAGAUGGAAUUGUAAUGCAACAUGUUUUCUUAACACUAUUUAAAAAUAUCAAUAUCUGACAGUUUAUUGGUCAUUUUGUAACCCUUUUAUACACAAUCCAACUGUUAUUGCAACAUUUUUUCAAAACUGUUUCAAGAUAAUUUCAUGGAUGGCCAGACUUACUCCAGUUUGGUGACAUCCAUGUAUUUUAACCAAAGAUGGAAUUGUAAUGCAACAUGUUUUCUAAACAUUAUUUAAAAAUUUCCAUAUCCGACAGUUUAUUGGUCAUUUUGUGAUAAUUUUUUACACAAUCCAACCGCAAAAUUUCUUCCAAACCGGUUCAAAAUCAAUCCAUCAAUGGCCAGGCUUACUCCAGUUUUGGUGGCAUCCAUCUGUUCAACCAAAGAUGAAAUUGUAAUGCAACAUGUUUUCUUAACUUUAUUUAAAAUUUGCACUAUUGCCUUUAAAAUUGUUUUUCACUGUGAGUUAAAAUGCCCAGUGAGAUUGUAUUUGAUACCUCAGAUAUUAUUUGGCCACAUGGCUUGGUUUAUAAUGUAAUUGCUGUGUAUAUAUAUUUUUAAAUAA